AUGGUCACAUGCAAUGCACGUGACCUGGAGGGUGCCCAGGAGCUUAGGAUCAUUGCAACCAAAUAUAAUGUCACUUCCAUUAUCGUGAUUGGUGAUUCGAGUGUCGAUCCUGGUAACAACAACCAUCUUACAAACACAUGGCAUAAAGGCAACUUCCUGCCUUAUGGGGCAGAUUUCGGUCAUUCCAAACCAACUGGAAGGUUCACCAAUGGCAGACUUUCCACUGAUUUCAUCGCUGCGGCUUUAGGAUACAGAAAAGUUAUUAAAGCGUAUUUGGAUCGAAAUCUGAUGGAAGAAGACCUGUUGCAUGGUGUUAGUUUUGCAUCUGGUGGUUCCGGUUAUGAUGAUUUCACUGCAAAUGUCACUAAUGUUAUAUCUCUUCGAAAGCAAUUGGAUUACUUUAAGGAGUAUAAACUUCGUUUACGAAUGCUUGUUGGAGAAGAAGGUUCUCAUAGAAUUGUUUCGAAUGCUGUGUUCAUCCUGAGCAUGGGUACAAAUGACUUUUUACAAAAUUACUACAUUGAUCCUACUCGAUCCAAGACGUUUACGAUUGCUCAAUACCAACAUUUCUUGAUCAAUUGCAUGGAAAACUACAUAAAGGAAAUGCAGUCACUAGGAGUAAGGCGAUUGGCCUUAGUUGGGAUGGAGCCAUUCGGACGCAUGCCUAUGAUAAAGACAUUAAAGAACAGUGACAAAUGUGAUGAAGAAAUGAAUCGGGUGGCUUUCACUUUCAACUCUUUGUUGAUGGAAAAGUUAUCAACGCUCAAAACAACAUUACUGAUGCAAACCGCCUUUGUUAACAUUUAUGGUGUCAUUCAGAACAUUAUACAGAACCCAUCAAAAUAUGGAUUUUCAGAAGUUAAAAAGGGAUGUUGUGGAUCUGGAUUAACAGAAUUUGGAACUAGCUUAAAGGGGUUGGGUACAUGUAUCGAUCACUCAACAUACAUUUAUUGGGAUGCCGUUCAUUUUACAGAGAAAAUGUAUUAUGUUAUCGCGGAUGAGGUUGUGAAAUCUAUGAGUUCAAGCUUUUAG
Lactuca virosa is the source of this 1032-nucleotide messenger RNA. Lineage: Eukaryota; Viridiplantae; Streptophyta; Magnoliopsida; Asterales; Asteraceae. The record is from the annotation of a GenBank genome assembly.